AUGCUUCAUUCUCAUGAAAAACUAACUGCUUUCAAAAUGAAGCUUGAACUGUGGCACUCAAAGCUGGAUAGAAAGAACUUUGCAUCAUUUCCUCUACUAAACUUGUUUAUUGAUGUAAACGAGCUUCAAGUCGAUGAUGAUAUCGUUGAACUUAUGAAGCAAUACGUGUCAAUACCUGGCAGAGAAAUAUCUUUUUAUUUUUCUGAUCUUCAUAACUUUGACAAAUACAGCCGUUUUAUCAGGAACCCCUUUGUACUCUCUGUUAGCGAUCUGCCUACAGAAGACAAUUUAAUUCAAGAGCAGUUCAUUGAUUUGGUCGAUAAUGGAGGUGCAAUUUUUUUUUUCCGUAAAAUGUACUGUUCUGACUUUGGGAUUGAAAUGGCACGGUCAUAUCCUGAUGUCGCAAAGAUGGCUCUUAAAGUACUGAUGCCAUUUCCAUCCACCUAUGAGUGUGAGAUGCGUUUUCCACCCUCCUUGCCAUCAAAAUGA
Molecule: messenger RNA, 489 nt
Organism: Octopus sinensis (East Asian common octopus)
Lineage: Eukaryota; Metazoa; Mollusca; Cephalopoda; Octopoda; Octopodidae
Product: protein ZBED8-like
Exons: 1
Coding region: 1-489 (162 amino acids)
Source: RefSeq, a predicted model, not a curated record